Molecule: messenger RNA, 826 nt
Organism: Vigna angularis (adzuki bean)
Lineage: Eukaryota; Viridiplantae; Streptophyta; Magnoliopsida; Fabales; Fabaceae
Exons: 1
Coding region: 54-749 (231 amino acids)
Source: RefSeq, a predicted model, not a curated record
UCCCCUGCUUGUGAGCAGGGCGAAAUAUCUCGUUUGUUAUAAUUAUAUACAUAAUGGAGCUCAACCCUGAAAACUCUGUGAUCAUUAGCAAUGCCCAGAAAGCAAUUAUCCCUCAUGAAGAACCUAAGAAAAUAAAUACUUUUUCUUCCCGCAAGAAGGCAAAGGGGUUCAAGAACUUUUUUAAGGUGGCGCUGUUCAUGAUGCGAUCAGGGCGUUCCAGGAAAUCGAAAAUUAUUAUGGAUCAGGAGUCCAAGAACGUGUGGAGGAACAUCGUUGGGUCCAUGAGACCACUGCACAUGCCAACCGACCAAUCUACACUGCAAGAUAACAGUAAAAACAUUCCUCAAUCUCAAAUAAUGAUCACCUCAACGCCGUUUGCGAAUUGCGUUGAUCCCGGAGAUGAUGCGUUUGAUUCUACUUCGGUGUAUACAUGCUCAUCGUCUCGGUGUAGCAGCCCUUACGCCUCGGCCGUAGGGCUGAACGAAAUGGUGCAGGAGGCGGAGAAUGAAAAAGAUGGAGUGAAGGAGAAUGAUAAUAAUAAUAAUAAUAAUAAUAAUAACAAAGGUGAAGAAGAAGGUGUGAAGGAGAAGAAUAAUAAUGGUGAUAGCAAUGAUGUGGAAGGGGAUGAGAUGAUUGAUGCGAAGGCGGAAGAGUUCAUUGCUCAGUUUUACCUCCAAAUGAGGUUGCAAGACUUAAAUGUUGUUGAUAGUCGUUACCAAGAGAUAAGCAUGAGAUCAUUAGGGUUAUGAGCCACUUCAACCCUAUGCAUGCAUGGAAUAUUCAACCAGAAUUUCCAUCUGGUUUAUGUUUCCAUUUUUUGGUAGAA